This is a messenger RNA of Ciona intestinalis (vase tunicate), 2101 nucleotides long. The record is from RefSeq and is a predicted model, not a curated record. NCBI's taxonomy places the organism in Eukaryota, Metazoa, Chordata, Ascidiacea, Phlebobranchia, Cionidae.
AAACUUGGUAUGCUAAAACAUAUGAUGUCAACACCAGAGAUGAUACAUUAGUAUUUCUGUUGAGUAUUUGACAGUUUGGCAAUGCUAACAGUACAGGUAGAAACCCUGCAAUGUAACAACAUGUUAAUACACCCCAUACUAAACUUGAAGGUGGAGAAACCCAACGGCACCCAACGCAAGGGGUGUUUGUGGGCGUUGAACCCCGCCAAGGUUGGUAAGAUGGAGGAAGAAGUACAAAAGUGGAAACGGAAGGAUCCGGAAGCGAUUAGGAAGUCCAUGUCGAAUCCUGAGGAGUUUGAUCGCGAAAUGGAUGAAUUACGAAGAUCCGAUGAAGAAGCGACGCGUCGUCGAAUGUUAAGCAUGGCUGGGCACGGGUUGUACGUACCCCACCCUGGGUACCAGUACCCUCCUGUUUGUGUGGGGUCGCCACAACAUUUACACCCGGGGGGUUCAAUGUCGUUACCCACCACCCCACACCACUACCCACCCCAACAGUAUAGACAACCAAUGACACCCGGCCACCGUGUGGCAGCAAACCACUCGUCUACGUUUCACUUUAUGACGGGGAGACAACGUCAACCACGACAAUUAUUUGGCUGUCCCAAUAAUAGUUACCAUAUAGGCACUCCUGAAAAUAGUUCAACCCCUAACAAUCGUUCUAUGACCUCACACACCACAUCAAUGACAUCACACACCACCUCUAUGACAUCACACACCACCUCCCCCCAUUCAUCAUCAGGGGGUUCGAGUAUGUUUGGUUCGCUAGUUGAUUCGAUACCAACACAAAACCUCAACGAGAUCGACCUUGAUUCAAGUUUGGCCGAUCUCUCCAUGUUACAAGGUUCGCUAUGGGACGGUUCCGGGGCCACGUUACCCCCUCUUGACGUGGGGCCAGUUGACCCCUUUGAUGAUAGUGGGGGUCAAACGGGAAACCCCCUUCCUGACCCGGGGUCGUCACACAUGAGUGAACAAGUGACAUCAUCAGACGACCCCCCGUUAUUCACCCCCGGUGGACGUUUCCAUGGUAACGACGUUCAAUUCUUCAACACGAAGCCCGUCAUGCUUCAUUGAUCUUCAUUUUUUCUUUUUACGAGGUUUUUGAAUUUUUCUGUUUUUAUUCAAAUUUGUUCAAUUUUUUUAUUUUUACGAAUUUGUUUUUUUUUUCCUAAAUUUUUAUUUUUUCAGUUCAUUUUGAUUGAAUUUAAUGUUCCUGAAAAUGUUAAUUUUUCCUUGUUGGUAUUUAGCUACUUAUUAGAUAGUGGGUAAAAGCUGUUUAGAUGAAUCUUGAAAUUCCCGUAAAAUCUGCUCUUUUAGGCUCGCUAUAAUAUUUCUAUGGUUGGUAUAAGAUUUCUAUUGAGCUCGUGCAGAGCUGCUUAUAUACGCUAGCUUUUACAUACCAGUUUGUGGUACGUACUUUAACAUAACACUUGCUGGUACCUUGUUUAUCAUGUACGUCACAUUGUUGCAAUAUUGUAUUAGUUUAAUUAUAGGCGACAAACUUAAAACACAGGGGAGGCAGGGAUAGUUAGACAAUCUAACUUAUUGGUUGUAAUGUUUACCGAUUAAUGUAGAAAAUUGGGGGUCUUCCUGCCCACCCUGCCACCCCAGGUUUGGCGCCUAUGCUUGUAGUUUCACGAUAUCACGUUCUACCUUAAUUUUAAUUAAUGUUAAUUUUUCAUUCGUUAAUUUGCACGCACAGUUUUAUGUUAUGUUUAUGUCCCAUAAAAAUCUUAUAGUUCACUGUGCGACAACCCAGUGUUGCCAGUUCACUGUGAUUAUUGAUUGCGCAUCACUGUUAACAUUAUCACAAACUGUCAAUCAAUUUUAAACUUCUUUAAAUUUUUUUAAAACUUAUUCAAAUUUUGAAAAUAUUUAUAUUUUUCCAAAUAUUUUUUAAUUUUGGAUUUUUCGGAUUUUUUCAAAUCUCAACAAAGUGACCUUGCCUUAUGAACUCACAUUUGCACAAAGUUUAAUUAAUUUUUACUUUUUUGCAAUUUUUUUACCACCCCACCCCCAAGCCAUACUCACCAACAUAGAAACAUUAUUAGACACACACUGACUCAUGUAGACUUUUAAAACAGAAUAAAAUCUAUUAUUUCUA